ACGCAGCUACAUAGGUCAAUGUGUUUCUGCGUAAAAGAAACUCAGAACCUAUCAUAACUUUCGUGUAUAAUUUUGUUAAUCAACACCAUAUCUUGACAAUUUUGUAAUUGAACAAGUUCUAAAAAAUUGUGUAAUUAUUUAUUUAAAACUGUGAUGAUUUGUAAAAGUGUUUUCAAGAAUGCCAAUACAGGCACCACAGUGGACUGAAUUUCUUUCUUGUCCUGUUUGCUGUCACGACUUUGAUUCAACGCUUCGUGGACCUAUUUCUUUAGGAUGUGGUCAUACAAUCUGUCGUACUUGUUUAUCUAAUUUACAUCGUAAACAAUGUCCAUUCGAUCAGAAUUCCAUCAAUACAGAGGUAGAUAGGUUACCUAUAAAUGAAGCAUUAUUACAGUUAGUGAAUAAUUCAGUUCCUAAGAAUGAAAGUUAUGCUUAUACAAAACUCCUACCACCUGAACAUCAUGCGGAUUAUUUAAUUGCAAAAAGAUGUAUCGAAGUAUUGGCAUUGUAUCUGAAACCAUGCCAAUCAUCACCUAUAAAUGGAGCAGGAAUGGGACUUGUGUCUCGUCCUAUGCAAAGAAAACUAGUAACUCUAAUUGGCUGUCAAUUAGUAGAACCAGAAGGAAGAGCUCGAGCAGUCAGAGCAGCAAGAAGCUUAGGAGAGCGAUCAGUCACAGAAUUAAUUCUUCAACAUCAAAAUCCUCAGCAACUAAGUGCCAACUUAUGGGCAGCUGUAAGAGCUCGAGGAUGUCAAUUUCUUGGACCUGGUAUGCAAGAAGAAGUGUUAAAAUUAGUGUUAUUAGCACUUGAAGACGGAUCUGCUCUAUCAAGAAAAGUGUUAGUGAUGUUUGUUGUUCAAAGAUUAGAACCACAUUUUCCACAAGCCUCUAAAACAAGUAUUGGACAUGUUGUUCAACUUUUAUACCGUGCUAGUUGCUUCAAAGUAUCGAAAAGAGAGGGAGAUUCAUCUCUCAUGCAAUUGAAAGAAGAAUUUCGAACUUAUGAGGCACUUAGACGUGAGCAUGAUGCUCAAAUUGUUCAAAUUGCGACUGAAGCUGGUCUUAGAAUUGCACCAGAUCAAUGGUCUGCUUUACUAUAUGGAGACUCUGGUCAUAAAUCACAUAUGCAAAGUAUCAUUGAUAAAUUACAAACUCCACAAUCAUUUGCUCAAAGUGUCCAAGAGCUCGUGAUUGCACUUCAACGGACACCUGAUCCAGGUCAAUUAAGUAGUUUAAGGCCACAGCUAGAAUUAUUAGCAGGCAUUGAUCCCAGUCCAGAAACAGAAUAUCCAAGUUGGACAACCACUCGUGCAGCAUUAGAAGCUGUCAAAACAGUUAUCACAGCACUUGUUGAUUAUGUUCAAAAGCAUGGAAAUAGAAAGCCUCAAGAGACUCUUCAUACUGCUAGUCCAGGGCAAUUGAAAUAUAAAAUUAGUAUGUGUCGAGAUUUAGCUUUACGUGGUUCUUGUCCUCGUGCAACUAAUUGUACUUUUGCCCACAGUGAUUUAGAGUUGGAUAAAUAUAGAUCAAAACAUCGAAAAUUAAGUAUGAGAUCGAGUUUACCUCUGACUGGAAGCCCGGAUCAUAAAACUGAUAAGUCUGGAAUCUCAUCAAAUCUUCCACCAAAAGCUUAUAAAUCGUGUGGCGAUUUGAAUUAUUCAAUUAAAAUGAAUGAUAAUCAUUCAGACAAAUUUUACACUUUAAGAACCAUUAAGUGUUUACCACAUCCAGUGAUUAAUAAUGAGAAUAAUUUUACAAGUAAUAUGAAUAGUUUUGUUCUUCCAAAUCCACAAACUUGUUCUCAAGUGUCUGAAAAAAAUAUUGACAUACAGUGUCCUCAUUACAUUGUUCAUUCAAAUCCUAUAGACUAUUUUAAUGCAAAUUUACAUGUCUGGGAUGCUCCUCAAAUAGUUCCCAGUGGACAGAAUAGUCUUCAAAAUAAUAAAAAACAAAAAACUGUUGCUAAAACUCUAGCUGUGUUACUUCAACGAAGAAUGGAAAUAAUAAAUCAGUUAGAAAACAUUAUGGGAAAGCCCAUGACAUCACAGCAAUUGAAAAUUAAUUAUGAAAUUCAAGGAGAUGCUAUUCCUUACUCGAUAUGGGCUAAUAGGCCUGUUUCACAAACAACACCAACGCCUCAUCUUAAUUAUGGCAAUAAUUUUCAUCGCUCCGAUUCAAUUAUUUUCGAUGAUGAAUUUGUACCAUUUGAUGGAACUUCAGCUAAUAAAUAUGGACCAAUAUCACGGAUAUCAAAGUCAUUACAUAGACCAGCAAACGGAACACAAACCAAUUCAAUUUAUAAUGAAGGAAUUUCUCCAUCAAUUCAAACAAUUCGUCCUAUAACUGCUACAAAUUCACUGGGGUCAUGGUGUUAUGGCCAGCCUUAUGCAACAAUUGGAACAAAUUCAGGACUGCAAACGGUUCAAAAUUCCAAUUUUGGUGAGACUUAUGUAACUUUGGGACCAUGUAAUAUCUCUGAAUCUCCACCACAUGUGCAGUUAACACGACAGGAUAAUAUGUCUAAGGAUCUCAUUCUAGAGUCCCAAAAAGUAAAACAGCAGCUAAAGCAUUUGGAGAAAAAAAUAAACGAUCUGAAGUUAGCAACACAAGGAGCGGCAUUUAAUGAGGGCGAAAGACUGGCGCAAGAGCUUCAAAUAAUUGAGGCAGGCAUUCGAGAGAAAGAGAAAGACGUCCGCAAAUGGAAUCCUUAUUGUACAAUACCCUGUAUGCAACCAAUGAAUAAUCUUCUGUCUGAUCAGACUAUUAAUCAUUCGAUAAAUAAUGAUUUUACUACAAAAGACGAAGACUCAUACGAAGCAGAUAUAGCAAAUGAUAUUCGAGAGCUUGAAAUUCGUUGGGAUUAUGAAUUAAAAGAACAAGAAAAACGUUGGUCUAACGAAGAUGACAAUGUUCCACAAUUGUAAUUUUUAUAUAACGAUUCUUUGGACUUUUUGAAAGGACAUAAAUAUUGAGAUAAAUUUUUUAAUUUACAUGGUGAUGAAGUAAUUGAAAAUACAUACAUUUUAUGGUAAGAGAACUCGUGGAAAUCCUAGAUAAGUUCAAAUCAGGUAAAUCAAUAGACUUCACUGCUUUUAAUCCCAUCACAUAAAUACUGUACUUAUUAGAUAUCCAUCUCCAAUGGUCAAAACAAUGUGAUAUAAACUAAUUCUUUCUUCAAUUAUUCUGAACUUCAACCAUUUUUGAAGUUCAAAAUAAUAAUAAUUAUUAUGAAGCUGGACAUUAUCAAUAUGUUGCAGGGUCAUAUGAAAAAGCUUGUAGUUAUGUAACUGUGCAAAAUGCACGUAAAAGAUGAAGAACAUAUUUUAAAAACAAUCAAGCUAAGGAUGAAAAUGUGUUUGUUAAAAUUUAACAGAAAAAAUCGAUUUUAGUGUUUCAUAAACAUGACGAUUAUAGACUAAUUAUUUGUAUAUUUAUAUUUGCACAUUGGAGCAAGGAAUACCAAGUAUCAUGUCACUAUAAAAUUCGAAACAAAUUUUAACUAUUAUCUUAUUUUAGAUAAAUAGUUAAAUAUAAAUUUUAAAAAUAAGUGUACAUAAGUAUUUGUUUAUGACAAACAUAUACUAUUGUUAUUAAUAUCUCAAUUUGGUCAAUGUUUCAGUUUAAUUUUAAAAAACAGUUCGACUGUUCCUCGAAUUAAAAAAAAUUAUUUUAUUAUAUAUUCUUUAUUUUUGUUAACAAAUUUCUGAUUGAGAAAAUAAUAUAUUUAAUGUAAUACUUGAAGUGAUACGAGUUCAACGUCGUAUUAAUUUCAAUUAAUUGUUACUCACAUAAUGAGAGAAUUUGCAAUAAUAUUUCAGUUAAUUAUAUUUUUAUGAAAUGGACAUGCUUAUAGCUUAAAUAAUGAAGAUUCCAGUUUUAUUGGAAGUAUCACAUGGCCUUAGAAAGUGUGAUGGACAGAGAAUGAUUUUUUUCUUUGUGCUUGAAAUAAUACUGUUAUCAUCUUACUCUUAUGUAUUUUUAUUACUUUAUAUAAUGACUUCAUUAAUAUUGAGUAUUUGUUUUGUGAUGAAAUAUUGUGCAAUUGAUUCAUUCUUUAAAAGAAAAGUAUUUUAUGGAUUUAUAAAAUUUGAUUUCGAUUACAAAUAUAUUAUAAAAUGUUAAUUCAAUAUGGCAAAAACAACAAAGAAAUAAGAUGGUAAAAGGCUGUGUAAAGGGAAGUAAUAAGCACAACAUUACCGUUUGUGCUAGCUUCAAAUAAAUUGCAUGUUAAACAUGUCUUUAUCGAUAAGGACUUUAUUCAUAUAUACCCAUAUUGACGGUAUAAACCUUUAUAAAUAUAUUAUUGAUGUUUUUAGUUUAAACAUAAAUAAAGAAACAAGGGAAAAAGUUGUAUACAAAUUGAUAAUACAUUUACUUAUAUAUGUAUAAUUUACAUAACCAGUGCACUAAAAAAAUGUAUUGCUAUUUAUAUAAAUUGUUAAAAAAACAAAGAAAAUUAUUGCGGCAAAUGUUUUUAUGUCAGAUUUGUAUAAAUAA
Molecule: messenger RNA, 4496 nt
Organism: Chelonus insularis
Lineage: Eukaryota; Metazoa; Arthropoda; Insecta; Hymenoptera; Braconidae
Gene: roq
Product: roquin-1
Exons: 7
Coding region: 179-2923 (914 amino acids)
Biological process (GO): protein polyubiquitination; nuclear-transcribed mRNA catabolic process, deadenylation-dependent decay; ubiquitin-dependent protein catabolic process
Cellular component (GO): cytoplasmic stress granule
Molecular function (GO): ubiquitin protein ligase activity; double-stranded RNA binding; metal ion binding
Source: RefSeq, a predicted model, not a curated record